AUGGCGACUCGCCGAGCGGCUCUCAUCGGCGACGCGUUCGUCGACGUUCAGGUGGGCGGCGUAGGCGCGCUGCCCUGCUGGGGGACGGACGUCGCCUGCUCCUCUGUGCGGCUACUGCCAGGAGGCGCCUGCGGCAACACCGCUCGGCAGCUCGGAGCGCUCGGCGGCUGCGAGCUCGAGGCCUUCUUCUACUCGUGCGUCGGCGACGACGAGCCUGGGCGGCACUACCUCCGCACGCUCGAGGCCGAGGACAGCCUGACGUCGCCGUCGCGCACGCUCCGCCUGCUGCCGGGCGUGCCGCAGUCGUGCUGCGUCAUCCUGUCCGGCAGCGAAGACCGCGCGAUGUGCUCCUGCUACGAGACCGUGCACCGCGUCACGACAGGACUCUUCUCGGCGGAGCUGCUCGCAGAGUCGUGGGCGCUGGUGCACCUCGGAGGCUACUUCAACUGCGUCGGCUUGCACGACGACGCGCUGCUCGACCUGCUCCGCGCACUCAAGGCACGCUGGAGUGAGCAUGGCAUGGCCGCUCCACACCCCCACGACUGCUCCGGCAAGUGGAGCGGCGAGGGCGGCCACCUGCGCCGGCUUCCGCCGCUAGAUGGGGGGAUGGGAAACAAGAAUGUCACAUCGCAGACAGUGAGGGCGGGAGAGGCGGAAAGGGAGGUGCUUCACAGCGGUCUUCUGCCGCUGCUCGACGUCUUUCUGCCAAACGAGGCAGAGGCGUGCGGCAUCGCCUCUGUCGGCGAGCCCACCGCCGUCGCCACCGCCGAGGAGGCGAUCGACCAGCUGACGGCGCGGCACCCCUCCACCUUGGUGGUGGUCAAGGCCGGCGGGCGCGGUAUUCUCGCUGGGCGAGGCGGCGAGCGGUGGGAGGUGCCGGCGGCGCCGGUGGAGGCGUUUGUCGACGCGACGGGCGCGGGCGACGUUUGCGAGGCGGGCCGCGGCGCGGGCGACGCCUGCUCCGCCGGCUUCCUCGCGCAGUAUCUGCGCGACCCGGCGGACGUGCCCACCGCGUUGCGGUGGGGCGCGGCAGUGGGUGCGCUCUGCGUGAGCCGCGCGGGCGCAUGCGAGACGCCGCUGGCGGCGGAGGAGGUGCGGGCCGUGCUCGAGUGCGGCGCCGUCAGGAGAAGCGCCGAUGUCAUGCGGAAACGGGCUGGAAACGGGGCUCCGGCGCUCAGAGUCGCUCAGAGCACCAACUUCCCGAUUAAGUACGGUUAA
This is a messenger RNA of Emiliania huxleyi CCMP1516, 1218 nucleotides long. RefSeq lists its product as hypothetical. The transcript has 9 exons. NCBI's taxonomy places the organism in Eukaryota, Haptophyta, Isochrysidales, Noelaerhabdaceae. The record is from RefSeq and is a predicted model, not a curated record. Bases 1 to 1218 code for a protein of 405 amino acids.